UGGAGAAAGAUGGCGGAGAGGAGCUGUGGAGGCUGCAUCGGUUGAGCUGCUGGCAGUUCAAACAACAACAGACGGGCUCACAGUCACCGUGGAAGGGGGGUCGGAGUGAAGGGAGGGCAUUGCCGUGUGAGCAGGGCGACGUUAAUCUCUGACCCGGCGGAAAAGUUCAUUUAUAUUCUUUCCUCGUAACGAAAAAGAGCCGAGCGGAGAGAGCCACAAAAACAAGUCGGACAUGAACGGGGAUAUUGUUUGCAACAGCCGUUCAGUCACAGUCCUAAGCUGCACCAAGUCCAUAUCAGCAGUCCACAAUGAGAUCAAGCUGACACAGGAGGGAAGAUGCUCUCCAGUUUGCUUCCCGCAGAAUGAUGCUCGGAGGCUGGGAGAGGGCAGGAGAACAAACUCGAUCAGCGCCACACCCAAAGACUCAAAGACUGAUUUCCCUGAAAUGGAAAGCAGCUACAGCCAGUGUUCACCCUGCUGGUCAGAUGAACAGCCUCCGCAGUUCCACUGCGCUCAGACCUGCCUUCGCUCCCCCUCUGAACUCCCCCUGCCUCUGGGUAACAGCCUGUCUCAUGCUCCCCUCCACGCCAACAACAACAGCAGCGCCCUCCGCGGCCUCCAGAGGAGGACAGUCCGCCUCAAAGGAAGGAAAUCCACGAUAAGAAUUGCAAGUGGAAAAAACUCCCAAAAUCGUAAAGUUACCGAUUACUAUCCAAUAAGACGAAGCUCAAGGAAAAGUAAAACAGAGCUACAGUGUGAAGAAAAGAGGCUCAUCGAUGAUCUCAUCACAAAGGGAAUAGAAGAAGGAAUGGAGGUGCAGCAUAUUGAAGGAAAGGGGAGGGGUGUGUUUGCCAUGCGUUGUUUCCAGAAAGGCGAGUAUGUGGUUGAGUACCACGGAGACCUGCUGCAGAUCACAGAUGCCAAACAGAGAGAGGCCGAGUACGCCCUGAACCCCGCCACCGGCUGCUACAUGUACUACUUCCAGUAUCUCUGCAAAACCUACUGUGUGGAUGCUACAAAAGAGUCUGGUCGAAUGGGUAGGUUGAUAAAUCACAGUAAAAUCGGAAACUGCCAAACCAAACUCCACGAAAUCAACGGGGUCCCUCACCUCAUCCUCGUUGCCUCUCGAGACAUCGACGAGGGCGAGGAGCUGCUCUAUGACUAUGGAGAUCGCAGCAAAGCCUCCAUCGCAGCUCACCCGUGGCUCAAAUACUGAUCCUCCAAAACAAAACAACGGAAAGGGAAACAUACAGUAACACUUGUGUUUCUCAAUAGCUAGUGUACAAAAUGCCUUAGAAACAGAAUGUGUACCCUUUUUGUUCAAUAAUAAGGAAGUGGGCGGGGGGAUUAUGUGUUCCGGGGUACUUAUCACAUUACGAUUAAUGUCUUUCUGCCUUGUCAGAGGACAUCUGUACUUUUAUUUAUGUGUAUAUGAAACAUUCUGGUUGUUUUGCAGCACAUUUGUUUUGUACAUUUUGUAUUACCUAUAGACCAAUGCUUCUACAGCAUGUAGGUGGUAGUUAAUGCUCUGCAAUUUUAUACUGCGUUUUUCUUAAUUAGUAGUUAGAUACUUAGCAAUACUUACAAGGCCCCAGAGCCCUGUUUUGGAUCAGCGAGAAUACGAGAUGCAAAAUAUGUUCGUGUUCAAAUGGAAUUUGAUUUCAGCCAUCCAAACUCACACAAUCUACCGUUAAGUGUAAAAGUUUACCAAACUCAUGGUUCAGUUGGUAUUUUGGUCUUGAUUACAAAAAACAUGAUUUGACGCUGGAGUAUUUUACUUUUUUGAAGUGUAAAAUAACCUGUUGUUGAUCAUGGACGCUUUGAGGAUCUCAUGGGAAUACAAAUGAAUUAUUUUUUAACCUAUAUUGUAUUUUAUAAUAUUUAAGAUUUGCAAUACAUUUGAACACCAUCAAAUACCUACACUAUAUUUGGUUACAAUUCAAAUGUAUAUGAACGUUGCAUAACUAAAAAUCUACUAAUAUAAAUGAAAUUGAAUAAAUGACUAACACAGGAAUUCAGAUUUUACAUUUCUACAUAAAAUCGCGACUCGCUUACACUAUUAACUAGUGUUACUUUUAAUUUCACUUUAAAAUGUAUCACUGUCUAUACAAUCGCACCAUAUAAAUAUAUUUAUUGGCAAUUUUCAAAACAAAGGGUGGUUUCAAAGAUAAGUUUAGACUUUUUUGCAAAGAUAUCAUGUUACUAUGUUUGAUCUCAAAGCUAAUUGGAGCCGCUAACACCCCAAAUCCUCUUUAAAGUAGCAUCAUUUUUCGUUCCCAUUUUCAAAUUUUUCAGAACAUUUGACGUUUUUACACUAACAUACUGAUCGUUACAAGGAAUUUAACCCAUCAAAGCCUCUACCCUCCAGGAGCCUUUGAUUGAGCCAACUCAGAACCAUGUACAAAAAUGGUACGUUUAACAGAAAAAGCUUUCAGCUCUUUAAAAACUGAACUGUUUAAAUUAGUGUUUUCGAGUCAGGCAAGGCAAGUUUAUUUACAAUCAGCAGUUAUGUCAGUCAAUUCAAGUCUAACACCAAAUUAAUGUGAUGGAAUCGUUUUUUAUUGUAGCAAAGCUUUUUAUCGGGGGUAAAAAGGACCAAAACAAGUCUGAAAGUGGCUUAAAAGAUCAAUUUAAACCUAACGGUUAAAAAAAAAGUAGCCUAAUCGUGAUUAAAACUGCUCAGGCUGAAAACACUGCAUGUUGGUUAGCUGCUUCCCCCGUUUCCAGUCGUUAUGCUAAGCUAAACUAAGCUAACCGCCUCCGAGCUGUACAUUCAUAUUUAACCGACACGGACAUGAUAGUGGUAAUAACAUUUGUUCUUAUUAUAUAAAACAAAGCAAAAAUAAGUAUGUAUUCUUUUUUUCAUCAAAGUUUUGCUUUUGACAGGUAUAUUUAAUGUUUUGCUCCCAUGUUUUUGGUGAACUGUUACACUGCUUUCUGUAUAUCGUAGACUUUUCAGGUUUUCUAAACUCCCGUUCUUCCCGCUCACAAAAUAUUGUUCAUAUUCUUUCAUGUGAAAGUAUUUAACAGCUCAACUGCCAACAGGUCAUUUUUUUAUUUGACAUUUUAUUUAAUUUAUGUUUCCAUUGAAUUGUAGCCAGAAGGUCAAAUAUACCCCAAAAUGUUCCUAUUUAUCCUAAUGAGUUUUUUUUUUCAUCUAGGAAAUCUAAAUAUUAUUACAAUUUUAGCUAUUUGGUAAUUGGUAUAAUCAGUAUUAAAUAAAGGUUAAAUAAAAUUAACAAACUAAUUACAAAUGAAUGUACCACAGUAAAAUGGCCACAUCAUCAGUUAUUUUGAACUUUGCUAUGAACAGUUAAAUAAGACAGUUAAAUAAUGUUAUAAGAGUUAUAAAUCAUAACACUGCUGAUAAUAUAUACAUGUAUAUCUUACAUGUAACGCAACAUGCAUCAUCACUUUCUCUAGCAUUAUGGAAUUUAUAUUUAUUUAAUGUCCUUUUUUAAAAUUAUAGGUUUGUAUCUAAAAUAAUACAUUAUUUUUAAUUAUGAGUUUGGUAUUAAGAUUUUGGGGCCCUGUCUUAAAGGAAUAGUUGGACUUUUUGUGAAUUAUUCCUACUUGCUUAUCCUCUUAUCUUACUCCUGGAAAGAGAUCCAAAAAUGUUCAUUUCUUUAUGAUCUCUGAAUUUAAUAUUUUGCUUAUUUUUAGCAAAACAAUGCUAAAGGUUAAGCUGUUGUACCAAAUGUUGUCCAUUAUUUCGUGAUACAUCUCUGUGGCUGUUUAUGAUGUAUAGAUAAUCCAAAAGAAGUGUUCAAAAAUCAUGAAAAACUUCUUAAAGUAUCCAAAAUGUUCAGUAUAUUAUUGAAAUUGAAGGGUUCUUUUACAUACAAUAUAAAAGCAUCCUCAGUGUUAAUACAAAGACCAGUCAUUAAAGGUAAGUUUCAGGAAACACACAUUUUGACCUUCCUUCUCCACACUACAGUAGCAUUGUGUAUAACAGGUGUGAAAUGAUUUCAUGUGAGCCUUUUCUUAAACAUGUUACAUUUUGGAUUAAUAAAAUACAUUGUAUGGUUAAUUGUAGAAUCUAUGGAAUAAUACCAGAUGGAGCAAAACUGACCUGUUGGCCAUUUUUAGAAUUGAGUAGAUCUUUGCUGUUGUAGCGUUGAAUAAAUCUUAAUGCUGGGGUUUAGGCAUCGAUGAAUAAAGAUGUAUUAUGCAAGCUACAGGAGUUGUCGUCUGAUUUGUUUUUGUGUUAAAAUAAAGAAUUACUACUGUA
Molecule: messenger RNA, 4231 nt
Organism: Eleginops maclovinus (Patagonian blennie)
Lineage: Eukaryota; Metazoa; Chordata; Actinopteri; Perciformes; Eleginopidae
Gene: kmt5aa
Product: lysine methyltransferase 5Aa
Exons: 7
Coding region: 233-1216 (327 amino acids)
Biological process (GO): regulation of transcription by RNA polymerase II; regulation of DNA damage response, signal transduction by p53 class mediator
Cellular component (GO): polytene chromosome; nucleus
Molecular function (GO): histone H4K20 methyltransferase activity; transcription regulator activity; protein binding
Source: RefSeq, a predicted model, not a curated record